Heterobilharzia americana is the source of this 2205-nucleotide messenger RNA. NCBI's taxonomy places the organism in Eukaryota, Metazoa, Platyhelminthes, Trematoda, Strigeidida, Schistosomatidae. The record is from the annotation of a GenBank genome assembly.
AUGUUUCUUCAAGUGGAUACAACUCAUGACAGAGACCUUCCAGUGUCAAUGAAUGAAAGUCAACUUGUAGUGAACACUUCCUCUCAGUGUUUGGAUCAAUUCAUAAACAUUACAAAUGAAUAUAAUUCUUUCAGUAUGUUGAAUAAUCAACAGUCGACCAGAGUAACAUAUAAUGAUUGUAAUGUAGUUAUUACGACUACAAGUAAUGACAAUAGCAUUACCUCUAUAAUAAGAGAUAAUAAUCACAAUGAUAAUUAUCGGAUAACAUCAUUAUCAUCAUCAUCAUCAUCAUCGUCUAUUGGAAAUUUUACACAAUCGUUUAUCAAUAACAUCCAAUCUACUGCCAAUGAAUCAUUAAAUCAACAGCCUACGCAACAGAUGAAUUUAUCAAAUAAUACAACUGAUCAAUUUAUGAAUUGUACUAAUGUUGUUAUGCAACAAACUGUUGAUUCACAAUACCCUAGAACACAAUUACAUCGUACUGUUAGUAAUACUGAUAGUCAUACAAGUGGUACACGCUCCGAAUAUGAUAAUGUUGAUAAAUCAGGCUAUCAAACUGAAUAUAAUUCUCUCUUAUGUAUACCUGACAACUUGACUUCUACAACGAAUUAUGAUGUUGCUGCUUGUGAUGAACAAGUUCCUUCGCAAUUGUUACCAAUAUCAAAGUUAUUAUCAACACCGACAAGUAAACUACUUACAAGCCAUAUGAGUAGUGUCAGUAGUAGUAAGCCCAAUAAUACUACCAAAUUAUCACGAAUUCCAAUUGCAACAAAUUCACUUAUUCAACAAAAGUACUAUCAUCAAAAACAACAUAGUCUAUUCGAUGCACAAAUUGCAGCUGAAGCUAGACGAAUUAGUAGACAAUUUCGUGUAAUGGGAUGGAUGCCAGUUGCUGGAGGUCAACUGCCGCCAACAGAUACUACUGUCGCCGCCGUAACCACCACCAGUGAACAUUCAGAUGAAAAUAAUAAACAUGAAGAGAAUUUGGCGAUUUCUUUUCAAUUGGAUAAUACCACAAACGGGAUAAAUCUACUCCCAUCCUCCAAGUUACAUCGACCUCAUCUGUUUCUGUUACCGGGGAGUAAUCAAAUAAGUCAUCCAUGUUCACGCCAAACAUCAUUACGUGGUCGAAGUCGAUAUCCUGGUGGUGGUGUUGGUAUAGACAGUGAAACAGUGACUACAGUCACUUCACAGUUAGAUGAUGAAGACGAUGAUGAUGAACGACAACUAGAUCUGAAUGAUGCAGAAUUUGAUAGGAAUAUAACUAAUGAUAAUAAGGAUGAUGAUCACUUUUCUGCAAAAUUAAAACUACUUGAAGGUGAAGAGAUUGCCAAUCGAGUUUCAUGGGAAUAUGAUGUUGAGAAAUGGACUUAUCAAAACUUUGGUGAUCCACAACUUGGUUGUCUUCUUGUUCGUCCACGAUCAUUGAGUGCAACAUGCUUGAAUAUAAUUUCGUCAAUAGAUACUACUCAUGAUUAUAAGAAUAUAAUGAAUAACGAUGAUGAUGAUGAUGAUGAUGAUGAUGAUGAUGAUGAUGAUGAUGAUGAUGAUGAUGACGAUAAAUCGAAGAGUGAAGAAAGGCGGCAGAAUCGAUAUUUGAAUCAAAAUGGUAAUGACGAGGAGGUGGCGGAGGAGACUGAACUCAACUCAAAACUUUACAAAGUUGAAAAUUCUACACAAGAAAAUUUACAUUCAUCAAAUCGUCAACGUUAUGCUUCGUGUAAUAGUGGUAAGUCACCGGUGAACACUGUCAAUGCAUACUGGAGUCCGCGUCUACAACGUCUACAAAAGCGUACUGCUCAUGUGCGUAAUUUAUUACCACCAGAUUUACAUCGAUUCAUUCUACCUGGAUGUAUGAGCUCAUUAAGUCGUUCAUCAUCUCUGGUGACUGCAUCAAGUCAUUAUACCACUCUCUCGGGUAUGCUAUUCUUAUCAUUAUCACGUAGAGCAUCAUAUCGUCGAGUUCGCCAUCAUCACCGAUGUCAACAUCAUGAUCACAAUGAUGUCAAUAAUGCUGAUAUCAACGGGGACUAUUCAUCAAAUCAAUGUAUCAACAUCUUAUCAAAGAUAAGAAUGUCUAAUUCAAUUCGUACACACCAACAAGAAUUUCUAUCGAAAUUAUCAAUAGACAAUCGUAAAUGGGCUAGUGAUCCAGACUUACAAUUUACAUCUAUCUGUCAAACUCUUGAUCAUAUAGUAACAUGA